Molecule: messenger RNA, 1135 nt
Organism: Doryrhamphus excisus (bluestripe pipefish)
Lineage: Eukaryota; Metazoa; Chordata; Actinopteri; Syngnathiformes; Syngnathidae
Gene: bcl7bb
Product: BAF chromatin remodeling complex subunit BCL7B b
Source: RefSeq, a predicted model, not a curated record
ACGGUAUCGCAUAAGCGGGGGCUAGAUCUUAAGUUUUCCUCAUGCAUCAUUAGAUGAUUCAUAACAGCGUCAAGAUGUCGGGACGAUCAGGCCGCGCUGAGACCAGGAGCCGCGCUAAAGACGACAUUAAAAAGGUUCUGGCUGCCAUCGAGAAAGUGCGCAAAUGGGAGAAGAAAUGGGUGACUGUUGGAGACACGUCCUUGCGUAUAUUCAAGUGGGUCCCAGUGACAGAAACGAAGCAGAUCUAUCGUACCAAAUCUACCGGUGGAGGUGUCAGAGGACUAAAGGAUGUGGUUCUUGAAAACACCAACUCUUUGCCAGAUUUUGCUGAUGAAAAUAGCAACCAGAGCUUUCUGUCCGAUGUCUACCAUACCAAGAUGGACAACAACAGCAGCAGCACCUCCAGCUCGCAGCAAGUCAGCCCUCCACAUACCUCGAACCUCCGCGCUGAAGACUCUCAACCACCAAUGCUAGGCCAGGAGACUGUGGAUGAACCAGACCACUCUGGACAAGAUGGAGCAGAUGAGCCUCCUACUCUGAUUAAGGAAGACCUUCUAUUAUCAGGCACUGCAAGACGGAGCACCCCAGACACACAGGAAGAAUCGGAUGAAUCAGGAGCACCUCCUUUGAAGAAGAUUUGCAGUGGAGAAAAUACUGUUUUAAGAUAGCUUUAUGCAGAAGCAUAGAAAACCUAUCCAUGGCUAUUUUCACAGAAGUGGUCAAUAACAUUAAGGCUCUGAUGUUUUCUUGAUAUACAUUCAACUGGCAGUUCAUUUGGAAGGUCUGUACAAUCUGAUCUUGGCUUCUAACAGGUCUACAGGCAUUUUUUUUUCUUUGAAUUUUAGAUGUGAACUAUUGAGAGUGCUGGUCAUUUUAAAAAUGUUUUUUUUCUGUGGAUGAGAAAUUAUAUGUAGACUAUAUUUUGUUGCGUGAUUUGCAGAGCCAAUCCACACAUUUCAGAAAUACAGGCAAUUGAGGAAAGGGGUCAUGCAACAGAGGGUCCAGUGCCUUGCUUGAGAGUGUGUCAGCUGUGCUCAAGGAAGUGGAAUGAUAUCUCCAACAAAUACUCCCAAUGACUAUUCAUUUUUGGUUCUCAAAUAUCAUUGACCACAUAAUAAAAAUGAAGAUACAGUUA